UCGAGGAGGCGGUCCGGCGGGCGCCAUGGAGGAGGCGGCCGAUUCUGAGGAGUUUUCAUCGUCGGAAGAGGACGAGGACUACCUGCCCUCCGGUGGAGAGUACAGCGAAGACGAUGGGAGUGAGUUAGUGAAGGAGGAUGAAGUGGACGGAGAAGAAGAGUCUGUGCCAAAAAGCCGAAAAAGAAAGCCUCAAAGCGUCCCUGCCAGGAAGAGAAAGAAAGGUGGCCUGUCCUUAGAGGGAGAAGAGGCAGAAGGCAAAGCUGAAGAAAGCAGCAGUGCCGAGGACGAGCCUGCGGCUGAGCAGGGAAAACGGAGCAGGUCAGAGGAUGAAAGGAAGAAGAAAGAAGAUGCGCUGUGGGCAAGCUUCCUCAGUGACGUGGGGCCCAAGGCCAGGGAAUCUCCCAUCCAGGCAGCGACGGACUCACAAGCAAAGAGCUCAAGCAAGUCCCCGGUGACCCAGAAAGAGCCGGAGAAGCCCAGAGGAAGCGAGAAGGUUACCAUCACCAAGGUUUUCGAUUUUGCAGGUGAAGAGGUCAGGGUGACUAAGGAGGUGGAUGCAGCAUCCAAAGAAGCCAAAUCCUUCCUCAAGCUGAGCGAGAAGGAGAAACCACAGGCCGAUACCCCUUCAGCUGCCUCUACCCUCCCCACAGGCUCUGGGGUGAAGAAGCCAGGUGGUAUGAGCAGUCUUUUAGGAAAAAUUGGAGCCAGGAAGCAGAAGAUGAGCACCCUGGAAAAAUCCAAAUUGGACUGGGAAACCUUUAAGGAGGAGGAAGGGAUUGGCGAGGAACUGGCCAUCCAUAACCGAGGGAAGGAAGGGUACAUCGAGAGGAAAGCUUUUCUGGAGCGAGUCGAUCACAGGCAGUUCGAAAUUGAGCGGGACCUCAGGCUGAGCAAAAUGAAGCCCUGACGCCGGUGGCGACGGAGGAAAGGAGCGGAGACGGCAGCCUCACCCUGCUGACAAUGUGAACUCUACUUUUGUGUGUCUGUGAAAUCUGUCUGGACCCCGUCCUCCGCAGCUUCAUGGAGAGGAGGCGGAAAUGUGUUAAGACUUCUGUGUUGAGACUCAGCCUGUGUGUCUCCAUCCACCCCAGGGUUCUCCCUCUUUU
Molecule: messenger RNA, 1106 nt
Organism: Tachyglossus aculeatus (Australian echidna)
Lineage: Eukaryota; Metazoa; Chordata; Mammalia; Monotremata; Tachyglossidae
Gene: CFDP1
Product: craniofacial development protein 1
Exons: 7
Coding region: 26-907 (293 amino acids)
Source: RefSeq, a predicted model, not a curated record